AUGGCUUCAAGCAGUGUUCCCACUAUCUCCAUUCCCAAUAUCUCUCACCUUGUCUCUGUCAAACUAUCUGAUACCAACUAUCUUGUAUGGGAAAGCCAGGUCAAACCUUUCUUACUCGGCCAGAAUCUUUGGCGCUUUGUUGAUGGCUCUCAUCCUUGCCCCUCCCCUACGCUUCCUCCUUCUGAUAAGUCUGAAUGCUCCACUCCGUCGUUGGCCAAUCCUGACUAUGUCUCUUGGUUUCAAACUGACCAAAGCCUGAUUAGUAUUCUUCGUGCUACGCUGUCUGAGAGUGUUCUUCCCCAAGUUAUUGGGUUCUCCACCUCGAAGAGUGAUGGGGGGAAGGAAUAUGAUAACCUGCAAUUUAAACAGUUUUGUGCUACUAAUGGCAUUGUGCAUCGCUUUUCUUGUCCUCAUACACCCCAACAAAAUGGGUUAGCGGAGCGAAAACAUCAUCAUAUUGCUGAUAUGGGUCGCACUUUUUUACACACUGCUCAUAUGCCUCACAAUCUUUGGGUCGAAGCAUUUUGUACUGCAGUUUCUUUGAUUAAUCGACUUCCAACCCCUAUCCUUAAAGGGACUUCUCCCUAUAAGUUAUUAUUUGGCAUUUCCCCGGAUUACGCGUUCCUUCGUGUUUUUGGAUGUAUUUGUUACCCAUAUCUUGGAGAUUAUGUAACUAACAAAUUACAACCUCGUUCUCUUCAGUGUGUUUUUGUUGGCUACAGUGAUCGCCAUCAUGGUUACCACUGUCUCCAUCCUCCUACAGGUUGGCUCUACGUUUCUCGCCAUGUCAUUUUUCAUGAAGAUCAACUCUAUUAUGCUGCUGUUUCUAAGCCUGUUCAGCUCUCAGACCUUGUUGUGGUCCCCGUGGGCCUUCUUCCUAGUCCACCAGCUCGGCCCAUUCCUGCUGUCAAUUCUCAAGACACAGCCCGGUUCUCCAACACCACAUCUGGGUCAACUUCCUCUCAAUCUUUUCACGUUCACCCCAGCUCUCCACAACCAGCCGAAAUCUCUUCUCCCCAAUCAGCCGUCUCGCCCCCAUCAUCAGCCCCCUGUUCUCCAACACCACCAGACUGCCGUUCCCUCCUCCAGCACACUGCCGUCCUCACCUCUUCUCCACCACCAGUCGUCUCAUCCCCAUCCUCGGACCCAAGUUCUCAAACACCACCCGACUGCCUUUCUCUUCCUUCACAGCUAGCCGUAUCCGCCUCUUCUCCACCAACUUUGUCGUUGUCUCCUCUUGUUCCUUCUCAUGUCCCUGUCAUCGCUCCUCCACCACCAAGUACCCGUCUCAGUCCUGUGCACACCCGAUCCAAGUCUGGAAUUGUCAAGCCAAAUCCCAAAUAUCAUGCCAAUUUUUCUACUCGGUACCCCGUUCCUCAUGCUUUCUCUGCUUUGGUCAACACAGACGUUGAACCCAUCUGCUACACACAAGCAUCUCGCUAUCCCGAAUGGAAACAGGCCAUGCUAGAUGAGUAUCAUGCCCUCCUUCAGCAGGGCACCUGGUCUUUGGUGCCGUCAUCCCCUUCGCUCAAUACGGUUGGUUGCAAAUGGGUCUUCCGAAUAAAGCGGCGAUUCGAUGGCACGAUUGAACGAUAUAAGGCACGCCUUGUUGCCAAAGGCUUUCAUCAACAAUCUGGUGUCGACUAUUUUGAUACAUUCAGUCCUGUGGUUAAGCCCACAACCGUUCACACUGUUCUCUGUCUGGCUAUUUCUUUUGGAUGGCCUCUUCAGCAACUCGAUGUCAAAAACGCAUUCUUGCACGGCUCUCUAUCCGAAGAUGUUUAUAUGCGGCAACCACCUGGCUUUGCUGACCCUGACCGGCCUAGUCAUGUGUGUAAACUUCAUAAAGCCAUUUAUGGUCUUAAGCAGGCUCCCCGGGCAUGGUUUCAACGGUUUAGUUCUUUCCUCCUGCGUGUUGGCUUUACUCAAAUAAUUCUUCUCAUCUCCUUGCCUUUCUCCGCAAAUUGGGGUGUUGAGUUUGACAUCAAAGAUUUGGGGCGUUUGCAUUAUUUUCUUGGUGUGGAGGUCCAUUAUCACCCUACUUCCAUCCAUCUUACUCAAAACAAGUACACCGUUGAUCUUCUCAAACGUAGCAAUCUCUUGGACUGCAAACCUGUUUCUACACCCAUGACUUCCAAAGGUACUCUUUCUCGGACCCAUGGUACUGUCCUUGCGGAUCCUACCCCUUAUCGACAGAUGGUUGGCGCCUUACAAUAUCUCACCAUGACUCGUCCUGAUAUCUCAUACGUUGUUCAACAUGUGUCUCAAUUUAUGGGAUCACCCAGUGAUGUUCAUUUUGAAGCUGUCAAACGGAUUUUACGUUAUCUAAAAGGCACCCUUGGAGUUGGCCUUCCUGUUCGCAGGUCUCCUGACUGUUCCUUCUUAGUCGCCUAUUCCGAUGCAGAUUGGGCUGGAUGUCCUGACACUCGCAGGUCCACAACGGAUACUUUGUGGAUUCAAGGUCUCUUAACUGAACUUCGUUGUCCGCUUACUCGUCCGGUUUUACUUAACUGUGACAACCUGUCUGCCACAUACUUAGCCGCUAAUCCUGUCUUCCAUGCUCGUACAAAACACAUUGCUAUUGAUUAUCACUUUGUCCGUGAACGGGUCGCCUCUGGCAGUCAUAAAGUUCAGUUUGUUCCUUCUCAACUUCAGCUUGCAGAUGUCUUCACAAAAGGGUUACCAGCUGACCGUUUUGAACGUCUUGUUUCCAAACUCGUCACCUAUCCGGUGUCCAGUUUGCAGGGGAAUUAUGUCCUUAUCGAGGUUCUCUACCGCCUUCUAGAACAAGACCAAGACGCUGCAGAGAGGCUCCACUGUGACCCGGACUAUCAGUUGUUACACGACCGGGCAAUGGAUGUCUUCGUGGAGAGGUUGAAGUCUGAUAUUGACAAAAUGAAGCAGCACAAGCUGGAUUUGAAGCCAUCAGAUUAUAUAACUGACGGUGAUGAUGACGACGACGAUGAAGAUGAUAAAGAUGGUACUCUUGACGCCGCCGCUUAUGCUGAUCUUUUUGUUAGCGAGGCUGCAGGGUGUUGCGUUACCAAACAACCUCAGGACUCCCACUCUGCCCGCACCAUUUUUCUGUGUGAAAGCAUUGCGAGGAGGCUUUGCCCACCCAAAUCAGACCAACCAAAUCAAUCUUAUCAAUCAGAAGAGUGGGAGCGGAUUAGGAAUGAGGUUUUGGCGCCCUUGAACAGGUACUGGAAGCGUCAAGACAUGUUUAUUGGACGACAGCGCUCUGAAGUUAAGAUGUAUUUGGAGGAGGUGAAAAAAGCAGGAGGAAGAGGAGGCAAUUUGAGUGGCCAUGGCGGCAUAAUAAAGCCAGAUGCUAUGCUCCCAAAUGAGAUCAUACGCCAUGUAGUAGAAUAUGAGGAUGUGAGGGAAGGGGCUGAGCUUCAGUGGAAGGCAAUGGUGGAGGAUAUGUACCUAAAGCAGCAGCAGCAGCAAAAGCAGGGGGAAGGUUUGGGAAAAUUUAAAAACUGCUUGGCAGUGUGUCACAUCUGGGAUUACAAUGACCCAACGCGCUUGGCGGUGAGUUUGGGACUUCUGGUGUCUGAACUUAGUGAAGAGCCAGCAUGGAAAGGAAAGGUGAUCAGUUCUGGUCAUUUGCCGGAUCAGCUGAUGCUGCAUUCGAUACAAGGGGAUGAUCUCAAGUCCAAGUGCGAGUUGAUGAUGAGGACAUGCAACAGGAACUUGGUAUCUUUUGCUGAUAAUUGGCAGAUAUGGGAUUUUAUUCUGGAAGCGGCUACGAAAGAGAACUUGAAGGCAGAGCAGAUGGUUAAGAAGUGGCUAAUUAUUCUGAUGAUUCAUCAUCUCUCUAUCAUGAAUUAG
Messenger RNA from Prunus armeniaca (apricot), 3834 nucleotides. The record is from the annotation of a GenBank genome assembly. NCBI's taxonomy places the organism in Eukaryota, Viridiplantae, Streptophyta, Magnoliopsida, Rosales, Rosaceae.